Molecule: messenger RNA, 1182 nt
Organism: Saccoglossus kowalevskii
Lineage: Eukaryota; Metazoa; Hemichordata; Enteropneusta; Harrimaniidae
Product: solute carrier family 35 member G1-like
Source: RefSeq, a predicted model, not a curated record
AUGGAAAGCAACGGUAGCGCAAUGAACGGGAAUUUGGCGAAAAGUCAAGAGAUUGAACUUUCCGAAUCAGACUGGCUAUUCAGUAGUCGUCAAACGCAGAAAUCGGACGGAGAUUCUUUGGACGAGAAGAGCGAUAAAUAUAAAGCAUGUAUGGGAACCACGAUGGGACUUCUAGCCGGUGUCGGCCUUGGCAUUUCCGACACGUUCUGUGUGGUAUGUUUGUACUACGGCCUGUCCCCAGCACAGGUGUUAUUGGUGAAAUCAUUGAUUAUGUUAAUAGUAGUUAUACCGUUACUAUUUGUGCAUAAAGUAAACAUUUUAAAAGUUUCACGAAGAGAUGUGACAUUGAACGUAAUGAAAGGAUUGUUCGAGAACGGCGGUGAUAUUUUUUUCUAUUACGCUCUCGCCUGGGCUGGACUCGGCGACGGCACAGCCAUCGCAGCUGGAGCCUUCCCCAUAUUCACGCCGUUAAUUGCGUGUGUCUGUGUACGCGAGCGAUGUAAACUAACUGACUGCAUAACAAUUGUAAUAAACGUCAUCGGUAUUAUACUCAUCUCACGACCAGAAUUUAUCUUCGGAUCUGAUCCCGAUACUGUUGGGGAACGUAGUGACAAGGCUGCACUGGGGUACGUCAUGGCUAUUUGUGCCAGUUUUUGUCUUGCGUCCGGAGCUGUUUGUGUGCGUGGAAUGAGUAAAGGUUUAGAGUUAGUUGUAGUUAUGUUCUUUAAUGGUGUAUGCGGCCUCGUCAUUACGAUACCAUUGAUAUAUUUCACGAGCGACGCACCCAUAUUUAAGUUUAUAUCAAUCUAUACCGUUUUGUUAGCAUUACUAGCAGGAAUGGUUGUUUUUUAUUUCGUUUACGUGUACUCAUUUAAUAAAGCUCUAAAACUGCAGAAAGCUGGUAGAGUCGCUCUGCUCUGUAACAUACAGGUAGUUGUCGGUUUCGCCGGUGAACUGCUAAUAUUCAACAACCCACCGACAACGCUGGAACUCGUCGGAGCCGGACUCGUUCUAUUAAGUUCGUUCAUAGUGACAGUUAUAUCCUGGUGUGACAGUGACAGUGGCAAGGUGGAACCGGAACCCUUCACGGUGAUAGAAAAAGAACACGACUCAGGAGUAGAUAGUAUUCAACUUGAUGAAACACAAGCUUCUAUUAAUCUAGACAAGAACCGAGAAAAAUAG